GUAAGACUAAGACCUUUCCGCCAUCUCCGCUUGAGCUUCCCCUCCCUGAUUACGAUGUCUCACGCCAAAUUUUUGCCCUCUCACCUCCUGCUUCUGACCCUGCUCCCCCUUCUCUUCUCGUCUUUGGCAUGCGUCUCUGCGUUCAGCAACACGAAAGGGAACGAACCGAGGGCCAAUGACCCGGUGCUGGCGUCCAUCACCAUGGACCCCGUUGAGAGGGACACCCUGUUCUGUGUGAUGAAGAACAUGUCCUCUGACAGGGACUGGAGGUCCUCCAACCCUGAUCCCUGCAAGCCGGACUCCUCAUGGCCUGGGAUUGAAUGCAAGCCAGGCUUGGACAACCUGCUCCAUGUCACAAGGCUGGACUUCGGCGUUGCGCCCAACCCGACCUGCAAGGAGAGCGCCACCUUCCCGUCCGAGAUCUUUGAACUCCCUUACCUCGCGUCCAUCUUCUUCUUGGACUGCUUCAAGGGUGUGGAGACCAGCCUCUCCCUUCCGCCGCCCACUCGUAAAGCAUCACCACCAGCAUAUGCUUCACUCCAGCAGCUCAGUCUGAUAUCAAACCCAUCCUUCGUAGGUGCUAUUCCAUCCCACAUUUUCUCCAUCACCUCCCUUCGGGUCCUCACUCUCUCGCAAAACCGACUGCAUGGUACAAUCCCUGACAGCAUCUCUGAGCUAAACUCCCUCGUCCAUCUCGACCUCAGCUACAACUUCCUUACAGGCAGCAUCCCGAGCCAGAUAGGUAGGCUUAAGGACCUGGUAGGCCUUGACCUAAGCUAUAAUUCCCUCGCUGGAUCCAUCCCACCAUCCAUUGGCCAGCUGCGCCUGCUUCAAAAGCUUGACCUGAGCUCAAAUUCAAUCGCUGGAAUCGUACCUGAUAGCCUCCAGAACCUCCGCUUCCUUGAUUUCUUAGCCAUCAGCAACAACAACCUCAGUGGGGAGUUCCCAAAAGGCAUAGCCAAGCUCCAGAACCUCCAGUACUUCAUAAUGGACGACAACCCAAUGUUCGUAAAGUUGCCGUGGCAGCUGGGGAGGUUGGCCAAGCUUCAAGAGCUUCGCCUAUCUAAUUCGGGUUACUCCGGCGUGAUACCAGGGAGCUUUGCUUGGCUACGAAAUCUCACCACUCUGUCCCUCGAGAACAACAGGCUCACAGGUGGGAUUCCAGCGGGGUUGAGUGACCUUGAGAAGCUGUAUCACCUUAAUUUGAGCAGUAAUUUAUUGAGUGGUGUCGUUCCCUUUGACGCUGGCUUCUUUAAGAG
Messenger RNA from Musa acuminata AAA Group (dessert banana), 1259 nucleotides. RefSeq names its product receptor like protein 29-like. The transcript has a single exon. The annotation marks the transcript as partial. NCBI's taxonomy places the organism in Eukaryota, Viridiplantae, Streptophyta, Magnoliopsida, Zingiberales, Musaceae. The record is from RefSeq and is a predicted model, not a curated record. Gene Ontology annotation, molecular function: protein binding.